UUUGAACAGGCGCUAAGGACAGCUCGGGGGUCCUCUAUUCAACAACACCGGAAAAACACGUGAACAGGUCAGGAUGGGUCGCUCCUCCAAAGACAAGCGAGAUAUUUACUAUCGGCUGGCCAAAGAGGAGGGCUGGAGGGCGAGGAGUGCCUUCAAGCUGCUGCAGCUGGACCAGGAGUUCAACCUGUUCACAGGAGUGAGCAGAGCCGUGGAUCUGUGUGCGGCGCCUGGCAGCUGGAGUCAAGUCCUCAGUCGAAAACUCAGAGAGCGUGAGGAGAAGGAAGGCGGCGGCGAGGAGGUGAAGAUCGUGGCGGUGGACCUGCAGGCCAUGGCGCCUCUGUCGGGAGUCACUCAGAUCCAGGGAGACAUCACCAAGGUGUCCACGGCUCAAGAGAUCAUCCGUCACUUCGAGGGUCAUCCGGCCGACCUGGUGGUGUGUGACGGAGCUCCUGACGUCACCGGCCUCCACGAUGUGGACGAGUACAUCCAGGCUCAGCUCCUCCUGGCUGCUCUGAACAUCACCACUCAUGUCCUGAAGCCUGGAGGAACGUUUGUAGCCAAGAUCUUUCGAGGUAAAGACGUGACGCUGCUUUACUCUCAGCUGAAGAUCUUCUUCAGUGGAGUGACCUGUGCCAAACCUCGGAGCAGCAGGAACUCCAGCAUCGAAGCCUUCGUGGUCUGUCAGAACUACCGUCCUCCAGAAGGCUACGUUCCCAACAUGUCCAACCCUCUGCUGGAUCACUGCUACGAUGUGGACUUCAACCAGCUGGAGGGUCCGAAUCGCACCAUCGUUCCCUUUCUGGCGUGCGGCGACCUCAGUGCUUUCGACUCGGACAGGACGUACCCUCUCCAGCUGGAUGCUGAUAAACAGUACCAGUACACCCCCCCCACCCAGCCGCCCAUACGCCCCCCCUACCAAGAGGCCUGCCAGCUCCGCAAAAACAACCUGCUGUCCAGAGAGGACGCUCCACCCGCCUGUCCCCGGCAGAGGCAGGACGAGGCGGAGCCGCAGAGCACAGCCUCUGAAACCUGACUCCAUGUUCAUGUUUUUAAUCAGACGUCACCAGGGGUCGUUUUAAUCUGUGUUUUAGGGAUUUCAAACUUUUCUGCCAAUAAAUGUGACUUUUCCUU
This is a messenger RNA of Salarias fasciatus (jewelled blenny), 1131 nucleotides long. It is a transcript of the gene ftsj1, whose product is annotated as FtsJ RNA 2'-O-methyltransferase 1. Bases 74 to 1033 code for a protein of 319 amino acids. The record is from RefSeq and is a predicted model, not a curated record. Gene Ontology annotation, cellular component: cytoplasm. Gene Ontology annotation, biological process: tRNA methylation; cytoplasmic translation. Lineage: Eukaryota; Metazoa; Chordata; Actinopteri; Blenniiformes; Blenniidae. Gene Ontology annotation, molecular function: tRNA methyltransferase activity. The transcript has 11 exons.